This is a messenger RNA of Jaculus jaculus (lesser Egyptian jerboa), 3670 nucleotides long. RefSeq names its product casein kinase 1 alpha 1 (gene Csnk1a1). Gene Ontology annotation, molecular function: protein serine/threonine kinase activity; ATP binding. NCBI's taxonomy places the organism in Eukaryota, Metazoa, Chordata, Mammalia, Rodentia, Dipodidae. Gene Ontology annotation, biological process: negative regulation of canonical Wnt signaling pathway; signal transduction; peptidyl-serine phosphorylation. The record is from RefSeq and is a predicted model, not a curated record. The transcript has 11 exons. Bases 97 to 1194 code for a protein of 365 amino acids. Gene Ontology annotation, cellular component: cytoplasm; nucleus.
CUCCGCAGCCUCGCCCGGCGGACCGGCCCCGGAGGCCUCCAUCCCCCGCUCAGAGGUGUCGGGGCUUGGCCCCAGCCUCCGUCUUCGCGGCGCAGGAUGGCGAGCAGCAGCGGCUCCAAGGCCGAGUUCAUCGUCGGAGGGAAGUACAAACUGGUGCGGAAGAUCGGGUCCGGCUCCUUCGGUGACAUUUACCUGGCGAUCAACAUCACCAACGGCGAGGAAGUGGCAGUGAAGCUAGAGUCUCAGAAGGCCAGGCAUCCCCAGUUGCUGUACGAGAGCAAACUCUAUAAGAUCCUUCAAGGUGGGGUCGGCAUCCCCCACAUACGGUGGUAUGGACAGGAAAAAGACUAUAAUGUGCUAGUCAUGGAUCUUCUGGGACCCAGCCUCGAAGACCUCUUCAAUUUCUGUUCAAGAAGAUUCACAAUGAAAACUGUACUUAUGUUAGCUGACCAGAUGAUCAGUAGAAUUGAGUAUGUGCAUACAAAGAAUUUUAUACACAGAGACAUUAAACCAGAUAACUUCCUAAUGGGUAUUGGGCGUCACUGUAAUAAGUGUUUAGAAUCUCCAGUGGGGAAGAGGAAAAGAAGCAUGACUGUUAGUACUUCUCAGGACCCAUCUUUCUCAGGAUUAAACCAGUUAUUCCUUAUUGAUUUUGGUUUGGCCAAAAAGUACAGAGACAACAGGACAAGGCAACACAUACCAUACAGAGAAGAUAAAAAUCUCACUGGCACUGCCCGAUAUGCUAGCAUCAACGCACAUCUUGGUAUUGAGCAGAGCCGCCGAGAUGACAUGGAAUCAUUAGGAUAUGUUUUGAUGUAUUUUAAUAGAACCAGUCUGCCAUGGCAAGGGCUAAAGGCUGCAACAAAGAAGCAGAAAUAUGAAAAGAUUAGUGAAAAGAAGAUGUCCACUCCUGUUGAAGUUUUAUGUAAGGGGUUUCCUGCAGAAUUUGCUAUGUACUUAAACUAUUGUCGUGGGCUGCGCUUUGAAGAAGCCCCGGAUUACAUGUAUCUGAGGCAGCUAUUCCGCAUCCUUUUCCGGACCCUGAACCACCAAUAUGACUACACAUUUGAUUGGACAAUGUUAAAGCAGAAAGCAGCACAGCAGGCAGCCUCUUCCAGUGGGCAGGGUCAGCAGGCCCAAACCCCCACAGGCAAGCAAACUGACAAAACCAAGAGUAACAUGAAAGGUUUCUAAGCAUGAAUUGAGGAACGGAAGAAGCAGAGCAGAUGAUUGGAGCAGCAUUUGUUUCUCCCCAAAUCUAGAAAUUUUAGUUCAUAUGUACACUAGCCAUUGGUUGUGGACAACCAUUUAUUUGGUGUAAAGAACUUAAUUUCAGUAUAAACUGGCUCUGGGCAGCAUUGGUGAUGCUGUAUCCUGAGUUGUAGCCUCUGUAAUUGUGAAUAUUAACUGAGAUAGUGAAACAUGGUGUCCGGUUUUCUAUUGCAUUUUUUCAAGUGGAAAAGUUACCUAAAUGGUUGACACACAGAUUGGUGGGGAAAUUGUGCAUAUGCCAAUUUUUGUUAAAAAUUUUAUUUGAACUAUACUGCUUUGAGAUCUCAUUUCAGAGAAUGGCAUGAACAGUCUUCAGCCACAGUUGUGGUGGUUGUAAAUGCUCACAAUUGUGUCUUCUUAGGGUUGUUCCAUCCCUGGGGUUUGCAAGUUGUUCACUUAAAACAUUCUUUAACUGGUUGGCUUCUUGUUGCAAGCUAGCUGAUGUGGUAGCAACCAAAGAUUCCAGUGUUUGAGCAUAUGAAAGACUGCCUGCUUACCUGUGCUAGAAAUAACAGCAUCUAAAGUGAAGACUUAAGAAAAACAUAGUGACUACUAGAUUAUUCUUAGGACUCUGCAUUAACUCUAUAAUGUUCUUGAUAUUUAAAGAAAAGCAUAUUUGUCACAAAUUUAGUUAACAUCUUACAACUGAACAUGUAUGUAUGUUGCCUAGAUAAAUGUAAUCACUGUAAACAUCUAUAUGAUCUGGGUUUUUGUUUUAUUUUGAAAUGGGAGCUUUUUGUUUACAAGUUCAUUAAAAACUAAAAACUUUCUGUAAGGAAAUGAGAUUUUUUUUAAGAAAAACAACAAAAUGCCUUGCUUACUCACUAUGAAAUAAAAAUCUCCCCAGUUUUUUGAUAGACUACUUCAAGCCAUUUGUUACAUGACAUUUCUUUGCAAGUCAGUUAAGAUUUAGUGUGUGGAUUUUCAAGAAGAUAUAUAUUAAAAAAAUUUUUUUUUGUUUUUUUUUGUUGUUUUUUUCUUUUAAGAUGAAGGGGAAGGCAUUCUUUCUUUUCCUUUUGACUUGCAGGCACAAUACUGCCACCACCAGAACUGGGCAUUGUCACUCCUGCUGCCACCGACUGGCAGCAAGACUGAUUUUGAAUACGAAUGAAAGCGCUCUAAGGGUUUAACUACAAAAUACUUUCUUUGUAAUACUUGUGAAAUGGCUAUAAGAGUGUCAUACUGUGUGAAGUUUGUGAUUGUUGACCCUCUCUAGCCCCCCAGCCCGCUUCUGUAGAUGACCUGUGUGUGCGCGCAUAUGCGCGUCAUCUCAGUCUUGUACACUUUUUCUCUGAUCCAAGAGAAGGAAAACUUACCGAUAAUUCUUUAAAUAGUGUAAUUUAUUCAUUUACAGCAUGUCAGGAUAAAUUAAAAGAACAUUUGUCUGAAAAUGCUGCCAGGAGCCUAUUGUGUAAAUGUAGGUAUUUUGUAAAAUAAUCUCAAAGUUGUAAAUUGACACAGAUUGUGUCAGGUUUAACUUGUUUCUGUUUCCCCUUCCCUCCCCCUUUUUUUUAAUUUGAAAAGCAAUAAUUAGUUCCAUGAGUGCUCCAUUCUGUCAUCAAGUGAUACAUGAGGACCGUAUGUGGAAGAAAUCUUAGGUUGGGCGUUGGGGCGGGCAGCAGCUUUGUUUCUUUCUGAUAAUCAUCUUGUCAGUUAAGGUUUUCAUUUCUUGAUUAAUAAACCCUUUGAUACUUUUAGCCAGAAAUCAGUCUCAUAAAGCUAUUUUUGAGUAUAGUUUGUGUAAGAUAAAACUGUUUAGCUUUGGUAAUGACUUUUCCAAGCUGAACUCCCUCUCUAGCAAGAUAUUUUUCAGUGCUUUUAUUUACUAUGCACUUAGACUAUGCACUUUUUCUGAAAUAUUUUUGUAACACUUUUUUGUAUUUUUGCCAUUUGAAAAGGUUGUGGUGUAGUUGGUCUGUAAUUAAGUUGCAGGUUUAAAACUGCUUUUAGCUUUGUAAAUCAAAAUCUAGGUGUUUUUGUCCUGGUAUAUUGUCGUUCAUCUACAGCUGGAGCUGGAAUCCCAGUGAUCUUCUAGCUACCAUUCAUUUUCUUCACAGUUCACAAAGAAGAAUGUGAAAUUCAGUGAAUGCUGUUACUAAUCCUGUCUGGAAAUGAAAUUCAUUUCACCAAAUUAAUUGUUUUUCCACUAAAAUGAUGAUACAAGUUGAAGACACAUCACUCUGAAAUUGGAAGAUCUCACCACUUAAGGCUCCACAGUGGCUUUACUCAGCUGAACUCUAGGUUACUCCUCUUUCCUUUGUUCACCCAUUGGGGGGCGCAGUUUUUUAAAUGUUGGGAGAUGGCCAUUCUAACUACUGUUGAAUGUCUCUGUUUUGGGAAGGUAUAACAAGAAAAUAAAAAAAUAUAUAUGAAGGGAGAGGCUGGUUAUCUCCUCCCA